GUAACAAGUGGGCAUGAGCGUCUAAAAGCAACACAUUUGGAAUUAAAUUUAAGUCAAAUCAAAUAAUUUACUCGAAAAUAUUAAAGGUGUGUGUGUGCCACAAUACAAAAGGCGAGGACCAUUUUUUAUCUAUACGAUUGGGAAGUUCAGUGAAACAGUAUUGCAUCCAAUAUCAAUCGCAGCUUAAACUAAGCCCAGAAAUGGCGCGACACAUUAUGGCGGUGUGUGUGGUGUGCCUGCUGUGUGCAGACCGAAUACCUUGCCAGGAGCACGUCGCAAGUGAUUAUGUGGCAAGGGAGACCGGCAAUCCGCAGCCGAGUUUUGAAUACCAACAUUUAAAUUCUAGAGUCUAUGUGCGCCGUGAUAUCUCGAGUUAUCCUACUGAAUCUGCCACUGUAGUCGGGCACCCGGGUGAUGCAUAUGACCUUGCAACGACGCGGAGAUUCAGUGCGAACAAUGACCACAAUAAACCGCAUCGACGAAAACGUCAUGCCGGCGGCCAUUCACACGGAGAAGAAGAUACCUUGCAUCAGCAACCGGAAGUUACGGCGGAGUUCCUGCAGCGUAUAUUUGAUCAGUAUGGCCAUGAGAGCGAUGGUACUUUGACAGUUGACGAGUUCCAACGAAUUCUAAAAAAUCUCGGUUUGAAUCAGCUGAUUGAACGAAACGAUUCCCAGCAAAAGCAAAAAGUUCAUGAUCAACCGAGAGAUAAAGAGACCGAGCUUAGCAAUGAAACUUGCGUGAGCGCCAUAUCACUGGUUCGUCAUGUCCAGCCACACACGCUGCUUGACCACAAAGGCGCACACGAAGUCGACAUCGUAAAUUGUAGUAGAAACGGCAGCGAUUCCAAAGCACUUGAUUGUACGCACGCGCACGAAGGGCGAGCGAAGAAUAGCACAGAUCAUCUACAUGAUACGAAUUAUACAAUAAGCAAGCAGGAUUUGUUACAUUUGUGUCCAGUAUUGCUCUACCAAAUCGCGUCACCACUGGCGGUCGAGCGAGCAGGGUGCUUAAAUCCGUCACUUCUAGCUCACAUUGAUGGCGUGGAAGCGAGUCGAUUCGACGUCAAAAAAGAGGACAUUAUGUACGUUUGGAUUUACGCAUUUAUAUCGGUUUUCGCCUGUGGAAUUUUGGGCCUGGUUGGCGUAGCGAUCAUUCCUUUUAUGGAUUCUCGGUACUAUAAGUACAUUAUUCAAUAUUUGGUGGCACUGGCUGUUGGAACAAUGACCGGUGAUGCGCUGUUGCAUUUACUACCGCAUUCUUUGGCUGGACAGAGUGAGCAAAAUAUGAUACUUAAGGGACUCGCUUGCAUGAGCGGCAUCGUCUUCUUUUACAUAACAGAACACGGCCUUACCAUGAUAUCAGAGUGGCGCAAACGCAUAGCCAAGAGUGAUACGAAACAGCAAUCGCGCGCAAAGGUGGUACGUGAUCCCGAUUCUUCGGUCAAUAACUCAGUCGCUGGCGAUAAGGUUUGCAAAUCAAAAUACAGCUCUUAUCCUUACUGUUACGAUGAGAUUGCCAUGGACACGAAGAACGACAUGCACCUGCCCGGCUCUAAGUUGAAUAACAUAUCUGAUUUGUCUAGUGAUUUAAUGGGUGUUGGCAAUAAUGUGGAGCGCAAACGCAACGGCAAAGCUGACGCAGACGGAAACGAAGCGGUGGCACAGUCGCUAAUACCUGUGUGGCACCACAACCAUCAAGAUCACCAUCAUCAGCAACAACAGCAUCAGCACCACAUUCAUCUGCCCGACAGCAAUACAAUUUCCACAGAUUUGGAUGGUCAUUCUAUGGGAGGAACGGACGGGCAUAGUCACUCCCUUACCUACAAUCCAACGGUGGCAACUAAUGGAAAUGCCAAAGAGCGUUCUUUGACCAGUGAUUCGGUGCCGACUGUCAUAUUGCGCGAACAUGAAUCUUCGCAUCAUGGACACAGUCAUAAACACGGACACGUACACUCGCCUCCGGAAUCAUUGAGCGCCGUUGUCUGGAUGAUAAUCAUGGGCGAUGGCUUACACAACUUCACCGAUGGCAUGGCAAUAGGCGCUGCAUUUGCAGAGAAUAUUGCCGGUGGCUUCUCGACAUCGCUGGCGGUGUUUUGCCAUGAGCUGCCACACGAACUGGGUGACUUCGCGAUCCUUAUAAAAGCCGGCAUGUCCAUCAAAACAGCGGUAUAUUACAAUUUGUUGACGAGUGUGCUUAGUUUCAUCGGCAUGAUAUUCGGUAUUGUUUUCGGUCAAUCGCCGAACAUAGCACAAUGGAUGUUUGCUAUUGCGUCUGGUCUCUUCAUCUAUAUUGCGCUGGUGGACAUGAUGCCGGAACUGUCAUCAGCUCACAAGACUCUGGAACAAUUUGUGCUGCAAAUACUCGGAAUAUGCACUGGUGUAUUCAUAAUGCUUUUAAUUGCGCUGUACGAAGGAGAUCUAAUGAGCCUGUUUUCUUCAUCGUCAUCAGCAGCGUCGACCACCUCGGGCCAACAACAUAAUCAUUAGUAGGGGGCCCAAAACAUUUUGGAAUGUGUUGAAGUAAAGUAAAGAGAAAACUCACAAGCCGCCACACAUAUAAAUACAUAAACGUACGCACAUUGAUUGCAAAAAGCUCACAAUAAUUCGAUAAUUUACAUACCUACAUACAUACAUGUUUUAACCACUCGCACGCAAUUACUGUACAUGUAUGAUAUAUUGAUGUUUACAUAUACAUACAUAUUUAAACGUCUGAUUAAGCUACGGCAUGGCCGAGCUAUAUUGUGAACUUUCCGCAUGAUGCCGAUGUUGAAUUGAAUUGAAAAUGUUUCUCGCACCAAGGUCAACAUUUUUCGGCUUUGUGUGUGUGUGGUAAAUAGCCCAUUUUUAUUAAUACUUUAUAGCGAUAAUGUCAUAAAAGCAAGUGAAUAACUUUAGUCGUAAGCCAAUGAGAAAGUAGUUGAUAGUUGAUUAAAAUCAAUUGAAAAAUAAACUGUGGAAUUUAAUAUUUUUCUGCUCUAUGCUAAGAUAUGUAAAUUGUGGUGCUGCAUUCCUCAUGCAUGCAUGCAUAUAUGACUACAAAUAUUUAUAUGUAGUAUAUGUAUACAAUUAAGGUGCGCAACUACAUUUGAAAAUGUAUUUUGUUUAAAAUUGCCAGAAAGAAGGUCGAGAGAAUCUUUAGCCGAAUAUAAUUCAAAGCUCGGAAAAUAACGUAGUAAAGCAAUUGAAAUGAAGUUUAUUAUUCACACAAUUAAGUUGCACAGUAAAAUUCACUAGUUAUUACAUUUUGUAUACUUUUUGUACACAAACACAAAAAAAAAGAAGAAAAUUAUAACGGUGUAAUAAACGGACAUUGCAAUAUCCAGUAGAUAUUUCAAAAGUUGUUAUUGAGAGCACAUAAAUACAUACAUAAUUUGUACUAUUAGUGAUACUGAUAACCCUAAUAUUAUUAAAGCAGGGAUCAUACAAAUUGCACAUUUACACAGAUACAGAGUGAUGUUGUAUGGAAAUUGCCUAUCGAGCUUAAUUCAUUAUUUCUAGACAACACCACUCCGUGACUGCCAAAAUGUACAAAUCGUGUGUGAUCUGUGCUUAACAACAGUAGUAAAAAAAAAAAAUCACGGUAUAUUACAUAGCACUCAAUUAUAAGUACAUUGUAAAUCUACAA
Molecule: messenger RNA, 3627 nt
Organism: Rhagoletis zephyria (snowberry fruit fly)
Lineage: Eukaryota; Metazoa; Arthropoda; Insecta; Diptera; Tephritidae
Product: zinc transporter foi-like
Biological process (GO): zinc ion import across plasma membrane; intracellular monoatomic cation homeostasis
Cellular component (GO): plasma membrane
Molecular function (GO): zinc ion transmembrane transporter activity; monoatomic cation:bicarbonate symporter activity; calcium ion binding
Source: RefSeq, a predicted model, not a curated record